GGGGUAUUUAACUACCUACUCAUAUCCGUGUAAGUAUUUCACAUAUGCUGACUAAUAUCUCCCUUCUAUUCUCUGCUCUUUCUUAUGACCUAAUGAUGUACAUUAUAUAUGUAUUUCAUGCUCUGCUUAGUACUUUUUCCUUUACACAGUAAAGCGUACUUGAUUGAUCUCCCAAUAUGGAAAAGUGACGAGUUUGUUUUCUAUAUGGUCGAAUUUAGACGUCUUUUUUUUUAUGAAUCGAGAGAUCUUGUUUCAUAGUCAUCGUCAAUCCAUGGUAGAGAGCUUUGAAGACUUUAAUUUUCCUUCCACCUCCCCACCCAAACCUCGAGUUGUUCUCCAGGCGAAACGUCAGACACACAUUCGCAAUUAUAAACUCUAUCAUGGCAACACAUUGUUUUUCUGUGAAGGCAGAUUCUUGACAAGUCGAGCAUGGUGGGCAUUUGCUCUGUCUUUGUUUUUGGUUGUCAUGCCUUCUGUUUUGUUUCUUGUAUUUACAUGUCCAUGGUUAUGGCAUCAUGUAUCACCAGCAGUGCCCAUUGUGUUUGCAUACAUGUUCAUACUCACAUUAGCUGCUAUGCUCAAAACAUCAUGGACAGAUCCUGGUAUUCUACCUCGUCAUUUAGAUAUGCAGCCAUGGCCUCAAGGGGAUGGCUAUGGAUUGCGUUAUUCUUCCAUGUCUGACUACCCAUCACCCAAAGAAGUGAUGAUCAAAGGCAUCCCUGCUCGAUUAAAAUACUGCGAAACAUGUUGCAUCUAUAGACCUCCACGAGCCAGUCAUUGUAGACAAUGCGAUAAUUGUGUAGAGAAUGAAGACCAUCAUUGUAUUUGGCUCAACAACUGUAUUGGCAAGAGAAACUAUACCACUUUCUUUACGUUCAUUGUCUCUGCUACGCUGUUAUGCUGUUAUGCGAUUGCAUUCUCGUUAUCGCAUGUAUUUCGUGUGUUUUCUCAAGACAGUGUAUCCUUUCAACAGUCUUUGUUAAGAACACCGAUGAGUUUCUUUAUUGCUUUGUUUUGUAUCUUGUUACUUGUACCUAUAGGUUGUUUGACAUCGUAUCAUUGUUUUCUUGUGAUGCGAGGUGUUACUACUCAUGAACAGUUGCGUGCCAAUCUGUCUCAAACACCCUUUGAAGGCCAUCCUUUUGAUUUUGGAAAUCCAUUGAAGAAUAUGUAUCAUAUUUUAUGUAGACCACACAAUAAGAGUUAUAUUGCAAGAAGGAAAUUUGCAGAAGAAGUCUAUGAUAUUGAACCUAAUCCACUAUCUCAUCUAUCUACUACAGCUACAUCUAAUAUCCCUUUUACAAGAGAAUAAUAAUAAUACUAAUACUAAUAAUAAAAGGGAGUUUAAAUCCUCUCAUCUUUUU
This is a messenger RNA of Gilbertella persicaria, 1364 nucleotides long. RefSeq names its product DHHC palmitoyltransferase-domain-containing protein. Lineage: Eukaryota; Fungi; Mucoromycota; Mucoromycetes; Mucorales; Choanephoraceae. Gene Ontology annotation, biological process: peptidyl-L-cysteine S-palmitoylation; protein targeting to membrane. Gene Ontology annotation, cellular component: endoplasmic reticulum; Golgi apparatus. The transcript has 5 exons. The coding region runs from base 233 to 1312 and encodes 359 amino acids. Gene Ontology annotation, molecular function: protein-cysteine S-palmitoyltransferase activity. The record is from RefSeq and is a predicted model, not a curated record.